AGGUAAUUUUAAAGGGUAUUACCAGCACCUUCUCCUCGCUUGCACAAUGAGUGCUGGCACCCCCAAAUCCUUACCAUCAUCGGGGCAGAAAUCUAUCCAGGAGAUUUGCCAUCCUCUGUCUGCCGAGGAAUCUAUCCUCACACCCAGCCCAGAUGUAGGGAAUACAACCAGCAGCAUCGGAGAAAGGGACUUGAGUCUACCCAAUGGGACACCAGUGGACACAUCCAGUCCUGCUUCCUCCUCCUCUUUGUUAAAUCGGUUGCAGCUGGACGAUGACAUGGACGGGGAGACGCGUGAUCUCUUUGUUACAGUUGAUGACCCAAAGAAGCACGUGUCCACCAUGGAGACAUAUAUCACCUACAGAGUGUCAACCAAGACCACCAGAACAGAGUUUGACCUGCCAGAGUAUUCAGUACGGCGACGUUACCAGGACUUUGACUGGCUGAGAAACAAGCUGGAGGAGAGUCAGCCUACCCAUAUAAUUCCACCCCUCCCUGAGAAGUUUGUCAUGAAGGGUGUGGUGGACCGGUUUUCAGAGGAGUUUGUAGAGACCAGAAGAAAAGCUCUGGAUAAGUUUCUAAAGAGGAUAGCAGACCACCCUGUCCUUUCUUUCAAUGAACACCUUAAUGCCUUCCUUUCUGCCAAGGACCUGAAUAAAAGGCAAGGUCUGGCCCUGUUAACCAAGAUGGGCGAGUCAGUGAAGUAUGUGACUGGAGGCUACAAGCUAAGGGCACGACCACUGGAGUUUGCAGCUAUGGGAGAGUACUUGGAUGUGUUUACACAGAAGCUGGGUACCAUUGACAGGAUAGCACAGAGAAUCAUCAAAGAGCAGUCAGAGUAUCUUGUGGAGUUGAGGGAAUAUGGCCCCGUGUACUCUAGCUGGGCUGCUUUUGAGAAAGAGCUACAGGAGCCUCUGGAGGGUGUGGCUGGCUGUGUGGCUAACUGCUGCAGUGCUCUGGAAGAGCUCACUGAGGACAUGAGUGAAGACUUCUUACCUGUACUCAGAGAGUAUGUUCUCUACAUUGAAUCCAUGAAGAAUGUUUUGAAGAAAAGGGACCAGGUCCAAGCAGAAUAUGAGGCCAAGCUGGAAGCUGUAGCAUUUCGAAAAGAGGAGAAGACGCCGGUGCCAACAGACGUGGAGAAGUGCCAGGACCGAGCGGAGUGUUUCAAUGCCGACCUGAAGGCUGACUGGGACCGCUGGCAGAACAACAAGCGGCAGGAUUUCAGGCAGCUGUUGACUGGCAUGGCAGACAAAAACAUCCACUACUAUGAGAAGUGCCUUGCAGCUUGGGAGUCUCUUAUUCCAAUGUUACAAGACAAACAGGAAGCCAAAGCAGAAACGAACUGAGCACGUUAGUGUAGCUUUGUACUGAUUGGGAGUGAACACGAAAUGGCAGGACCUCAUUUUGAUGAGGUCAGCGCCAAAAGCCGGAAAGAGCCUCAGGAGAUGAGACUCACAGAUUCCAUUAUGACUGCAAGUAUUUUUCUUUUUUAAGUGUUUCUUUUUGUGAAACCCUUCCUUCCAAGCCAAUCACCGUAGAUGCUCUGUGACCACGCAUGCACAGUUGAAGGAGCAUCUGAUGUUCUGCACGGCUUAUUCCAAACACUACAAGCCAGCCAGACCACAGGCUCCCAAUCACACCAUCCAAAGGAUUGUGGCACAAAAAUUAAAGAGAAGUCGGACAAGCUAACGUGUACAGUACUGUUUUGUGUGUGUAUAUGUCUGUGAGACCUCAACUAAUUUGUAGUUUUGAGCAAAUGGUUGCCAUUAAUCUCUUUGCAACAUGAUGCUUGCCCUUAACGCUUCUCAUUUGAAGGAGGAGCUAAGUCAGUCAUUUUUGUUAUUUUGUCUCAGCCUGAGGAGAGUGUUUUUGAAGAUAUAUAUUUUUUUUUUACAUUCCUCUUUUUAAUGAUGUACAGGGACCUGAGGAAGCCUGUUUCAAAUGUUUUAUCAGAAGCCUUUGAAAUCAGUACACUGAAGCUUCCAUGGUGUAUCAACAUUCAUCAUUUUGCUCAUCUUCGUCAUGCUGGCUCUGGAUUCUUAAUGAAGGGGUUUUUUUUUUUAACCUCCUGUUUGACCUCGCUGAACAUUUCGUUGACUUUUGUUUCAGAGUGAUUGUCACUUAGCCGAGAGCCUGUAUGCCAGGUUUACUACUUGUUGGAUUCUGAUGGUCUGUCAAAAACUUUCUUGAACACUCAGAUUAUUUAACACCCCCUUGUUAUAUAUGUAAUGAACACAUGUUGGACACAGAAUGACAAUACUUCAGAAACUGGGAUGUUAAAUUUCCCUAAAUGGUAAUAAAGUGUAAAUGCAAUGUUAUAAAGAAUCUUCUGUAAAGAUAUCCCUUUGUAAGCUGUGUUUGACCACUGUACCUGAAAGCAUUUUAUAGAGUGUUGAUUAAGGCAGUUAAAUGCAGUAAAUCAUUUUAAUAUGGCCUGUAAUGAAUUAGUAUAACAGUCAAUACCAGUGUUACACAUGAUAAAUGUAAUCAACAUGGC
Molecule: messenger RNA, 2499 nt
Organism: Chanos chanos (milkfish)
Lineage: Eukaryota; Metazoa; Chordata; Actinopteri; Gonorynchiformes; Chanidae
Gene: snx30
Product: sorting nexin family member 30
Exons: 9
Coding region: 47-1348 (433 amino acids)
Biological process (GO): reticulophagy; autophagy of mitochondrion; endocytic recycling
Cellular component (GO): early endosome; phagophore assembly site
Molecular function (GO): phosphatidylinositol binding
Source: RefSeq, a predicted model, not a curated record